Messenger RNA from Manis pentadactyla (Chinese pangolin), 2543 nucleotides. RefSeq names its product transmembrane channel like 4 (gene TMC4). The record is from RefSeq and is a predicted model, not a curated record. The transcript is spliced from 11 exons. NCBI's taxonomy places the organism in Eukaryota, Metazoa, Chordata, Mammalia, Pholidota, Manidae. Gene Ontology annotation, cellular component: plasma membrane. Gene Ontology annotation, molecular function: mechanosensitive monoatomic ion channel activity. Bases 530 to 2245 code for a protein of 571 amino acids.
UCAGAGAAGCAUUACCCAUAGAUCGCUGGUUUGUUACAAAAGGAUGGAACUCAGGACAGCCAGAUGGCAGCAGUGCACAGGCCCGGGGACAGGGAGAGGGCGCGGGGCCCUCGUGCUCUCUGGGCCGCUCACCCCGCAUCUCCGCAUGCUCACCACCCUGGCAGCUCUCCGAACCCCAUCCUUUCGGGUUUUUAUGGAGGCUUCACGACACAGGCGUGAUUGAUUCACUCACUGGCCAUUGGCAAGAGAGCCCACCUCCAGCCCCUCUGCUCCCCAGGUCAGGGGGUGGGACCGAAAAUCCCCGCCCGCCAAGCUCCGGGUUGGUGCCCCUGGCAACCAGCCCCGUCCUCAGGGGCUUUCCGGGCGUCACCUCAGUAACAUAAACUCAGGUGCGGUUGAAAGGGGUUUGUGCUGAAUUAUCAAGACACCUUUCUUGCCCUUACCUGUUAAGGAAAUUCCACAGGUUUUAGGAUCUCUGUGCCGGGAGCAGAGGCGAAGACCAAACACACAUGUCUUCUUAUAAAUCACGAUGCCACACCUUCUUUUCCCGUUUCUUUUUUCACCUUUACUCUGUGAUGGUAUCUGCCUACAGCAGGUGCGCCAACCGUGCGGUAGAGUCACGGGGCUUUCCCACAGCGAGAGACCGGGCAAGCUGCGCAGCGCCGCGGCCCCAGGGGCUCCCGCGGCCCAGCCCUGGCACCCUUCUCCCCCAGCCCCUUCCCAGCCUUUCACGAGGAUCGCUUCCUCGCUUUUCUGGAUGAUUUUCCACCCGUGCGGGCAUCCCCCCAAGAGCAGACGGAACGCGCUGGCUCGGGACCUUUGCGUAAACCAUUGCGCCGUGUUCACGUGGUGCCUGGCCUCACGUGCCCAGCCCUUGCUGCCUCCCCUGGUCGCUAGCGAGUAUUCCGACUUAGGGACGUACCGCGGUCUACCUCCUGGCCCUGCUGUCGAGUUGUUUCCGCAUUUGGGCCAGUUCGGCGCCGGCACCGCGUCCUACUUCUCGCUGCUGCGCUUCCUGCUGCUCCUGGAAGUUCUGGCCUCGGUGCUGAAGGCCUGCAUGACGCUGCUGCCCGCCUGGCUGGAGGGGGCACCCCCGGGGCUCCCGGCCCCAAACACCUCCUCGCCCUGCGGCUCCUACAGCCCCGGCGCCCAGGGCCUGGUCACCUUCCCCACCCGUCUCUUCAACUUGCUCUCGGGAGAGGGAUUUCUAGAAUGGUCUCCUCUCUUCUACGGGUUCUACCCGCCCCGCCCGCACCUGGCCGUCUCCUACCUGUGCUCCGUCUUCGCCGUCGGCCUCCUCUCCCUGGGGCUCAUCCUGCAUCGCUCGGUGUCCGGACUGAAGCAGACGCUGUUGGCCGAGUCGGGGGCCCUGACCAGCUACAGCCACCGGGUGUUCUCCGCCUGGGACUUCGGCCUCUGCGGGGACGUCCACGUGCGGCUCCGCCAACGCAUCAUACUUUACGAGUUGCAGGUGGAGCUGGAGGAAGCCGUGGUGCGGCGCCGGGCCGCGGUGCAGACCCUCGGCCAGCAAGCCAAGGUGUGGUCGGUGCGGGUCCUGCUCAACCUGCUGGUGGUCGCUCUCCUUGGGGCAGCCUUCUACGGCGUCUACUGGGCUACAGGGGCCACCGUGGAGCUGCAGGUGAUGCCCAUUGUCCAGAACAUGCCACUGCUGAAGCUCGGGGUGGAUUACCUUCCGUCCAUCUUCAUCUCAGGGGUCAACUUCGUGCUGCCAGCCGUGUUCAAGCUCAUUGCCCCGUUGGAGGGCUACACUAGGAGCCGCCAGAUCGUUUUCAUCCUGCUCAGGACCGUGUUUCUCCGCCUGGCCUCCCUUCUGGUCCUGCUCUUCUCUCUCUGGAACCAGAUCACUUGUGGGGGCGACGCCGAGGCUGAGGAGUGCAAAACCUGUGGCUACAACUACAAAGAACUUCCGUGCUGGGAGACUCGGCUGGGGCAGGAGAUGUACAAACUCCUGCUCUUUGACCUGCUGACUGGCGUGGCCGUCAUGCUGCUCAUCCAGUUUCCACGCAAGCUUCUGUGUGGCCUCUGUCCCGGGGCACUGGGUCGUACGUUGGGGACCCAGGAGUUCCAGGUGCCCGACGAGGUGCUGGGGCUCAUCUACGCGCAGACGGUGGUCUGGGUGGGGAGUUUUUUUUGUCCUUUACUGCCUCUGCUUAACACGGCCAAGUUCCUGCUGCUUUUCUAUUUGAAGAAGCAUACUAAUGGUGUAUACCGUGACCCUGGCUAACUCCUAUGGACGCCUCAUCUCUGAGCUCAAACGCCAGAUAGAGACGGAGACCCAGAACAAAGUCUUCCUGGCCCAGCGAGCUGUGGCGCUAAGCUCGGGCAACGGGGCUUUUUGAGCGCCCGGCCUCACUCAGACCUAGAUCUGCAUCGGACCCUUUGUAAGCCUCGGCCACAUCAUCAGAAAAGUGGGACAACUGGAGGAGACCCCACGCCCUUCCCGUCUCAGGACUGGGAGGGUUCCAGGGCUCCGACUCCCCAGGGAACCCUGCCUAGUAUCAAUAAACGCAGCUGAAUCUGUU